AUAAUCUACACUGAUGUGUGAUCAGACUGUUUCUAUGGUGAUAUGGGUACAGAUGCAUUAAUUCUGCCCUACAGACGUCAAAAAGCUUCGCUGCUUUGGUUUUGUGGCUGAGAAGGAUUCCUGAAUCAGUGUGAAGAGCUUCUGAUCUGAGCUCCGCUGAGGUUUGCAGAUGUUUAAAAUAAAUGAAGCUGAUUUACUCAGACUGAAGGAAACAGAAGUGUUCAUGUCAGACGAAGUCAAGGGGAAACCAUGAAAUCUGGUCUCCUUUGGACUGGAGUCUGGGAAGUUAGAGAGAUGAAGUAGAACAGGAAAGUUUAAUAAAAAUCUGUGAAGACAAAGUAAAACAAAACAGAAACCAGACUAACAAGGGGAACACAAAGAACUCAGAUAAAACCCGAUGAACUGUUGGAGAACAAACAGAAGCAGCAGAAUGAUCAGAGGAACAGAUGAAAGAACGAGAGGAUUAGAUCAGACAGAAAUGAACAAUCAACGAUGUAAAGAGUCUGAGCUUUCUCCGGAUCAACACAUGAACCUGGAUGCAGCAACUCAGAGCUUCAGCUACAAGAUGGUCAGAAAGAUGAGAACAAACGAGGAACUUCAGGAGUGAAGCAACCUGCACGAUUCCAGAGAUGUUUGAAGGAAAGUCUGAUGACAGAGGUUUUAUCCUGGAGUUCUUGGACCAUCCUGUGACGCUGUAUGAGAGCAGAUUAAUCACCAAAUCCAGACUGACAUAAUCAGUCCAGACACCAGCCGACCCGUGGAUUAUUUCCUCUGCAGCUUUAUUUGACUCACUUUGCAAACAGACCUUGAAAAACUGAACCUGGAGCUUCAUGAUGGAGAAUCUGGAGGAGGAACCGGCAGAAACCUGGGACAGCAGAGCAGAGCAGGAAGAGGAGAUGUUGGUCGGUGAAGGUCUGGAGGACUGGAAUGGAUUUAUCUCAGGAGGAACCGGUGGAGGUGAAGCAGAGGAAGAAGAUCUGGUUACUGAAUGGAGACCUGGAGAACCUGUCCGUCCACAACAUGUCCUAAAGCUGAACAGCUACACUAAAGACUACCUGUGCUCACCUGAGGACAACGUCUACAAUGUCAGCUUCUCUCGCUUCAAGAUCAGAGAUGUGGUCAGCGGAGCCGUCAUCCUGGACAUCAAAAAACUCCAACCAACUGAAAUUCAGGACAGCAUAGAACAUGAAACCAACAGAUUCAUCCGGUAUCACUUCUCUCCGGCGUUUCUGACCCUCAGAGAAAUCGGAGCUACGUUGGAGUUCACGGUCGGCAGCAAAGCUCUGAGCCGCUUCCAUCUCAUCGAGAGGCAUUUCUACAGAAACCUGCUGCUGAAAACCUUUGACUUUGAGAUUGGAUUCUGCAUCCCACACAGCAGAAACACCUGCGAGCACAUCUACUGCUUACCGGACCUGGACUCAAACAUCGUUGAGGAGAUGAUUAGAAACCCGUUUGAGACGCAUUCGGACAGUUUUUACUUCGUCAACAACAAGCUGAUGAUGCAUCACAAAGCCGAGUAUUCGUUCACUGGAACCGACUCGUCCAGAGAAUAGGAGCUGAAGACGAUCAGUUUAACCUGAACAGGACUAGUUAUGACACUAGAGCCGGUUAACCAGCUGCAUGUUUGGACCAUUUGAGAAGAACCACCAGGAACAUGGAGAACAUCCCAGAACCUUCCUGCUGUUAAACACUGGAUUUAAUUAAACUUCCACCCAAACACAUGUGCAAUGAAAAGUGAAAUUAAAGGUGCUAAAGCCAU
Messenger RNA from Amphiprion ocellaris (clown anemonefish), 1759 nucleotides. It is a transcript of the gene unc119c, whose product is annotated as unc-119 lipid binding chaperone B homolog 2. Gene Ontology annotation, biological process: negative regulation of caveolin-mediated endocytosis; nervous system development; lipoprotein transport. Bases 831 to 1553 code for a protein of 240 amino acids. Gene Ontology annotation, molecular function: lipid binding. The record is from RefSeq and is a predicted model, not a curated record. Gene Ontology annotation, cellular component: spindle midzone; spindle pole; intercellular bridge. NCBI's taxonomy places the organism in Eukaryota, Metazoa, Chordata, Actinopteri, Pomacentridae. The transcript is spliced from 7 exons.